AUGACGGUCUCCCAGGACCUGUUUGGGAACCUUACAAAGGCAAUGCCUGGAAAGGUUUAUGGAAAGCACAAGCCUUCAUGGGACACAUUCUUGCCCCUCAACAAAUGGGCCUGCAGUUGGCACAUGGAAAAACACCUCGGGCCCUGGUUCUUGGACAAAUGGCCCCAGAAUUGGAUACCAGUUCUAUACUCAAGCCUGUCUGGGAGGGAAAUACGCAUUUUUGUGGGGAGACUCUGUAAUGUUACCAAAGAAACAUUAGAGCUUUACAAUGUUACUUGUGGGAAUUGGACAUUUAGUGAUUGCUUGGAUACUGAAAUUGAAAAUCAGACGGUAUUUGUGAUCACUAGAGCUUAUGUAUCAAUGCUUCCUGUCAAAACUGUAGCAAGGGACUGUGCAGGCUGCAACGAGUUCUCCACCUUUCAGUCCUCUUUCACCGGCUUUCUUGCUCUCUCUCCAACACCUUUACCCUCUGUAACCAUUACGGAACAGGCCAUCUCCUUCGCCAAGGAUUUCUUGGCCAGUGGCAUCGCCGCUGCUAUCUCCAAGACUGCUGUGGCCCCAAUCGAAAGAGUCAAGCUCUUAUUACAGGUGCAGCAUGAUGCAAGUAAACAAAUUGCUGCAGAUAAGCAGUACAAGGGCAUAAUAGAUUGUAUAGUCCUAAUUCCAAAGGAACAAGGAAUGCUUUCCUUCUGGCAGGGUAACUUGACAAAUGUCAUCAGAUAUUUCCCCACUCAGGCCCUUAACUUUGCCUUUAAGGAUAAGUAUAAGCAAGUGUUUCUGAGAGGAGUAGACAAGCACACACAAUUCUGGAAGUAUUUUGCUGGCAAUCUUGCCUCUGGUGGUGCCACUGGAGCCACUUCUCUCUGCUUUGUCUAUCCCUUGGAUUUUGCGAGAACCCGAUUGGCAGCUGAUGUUGGGAAGUCUGGCACUGAGAGAGAAUUCAAAGGCCUGGGAGACUGCCUUGUGAAAAUCACCAAGUCUGAUGGAAUUUGUGGCUUGUAUCAAGGUUUCAAUGUCUCAGUGCAGGGUAUCAUUAUCUAUAGAGCAGCCUAUUUCGGGAUCUAUGAUACAGCAAAAGGUAUGCUCCCAGAUCCCAAGAACACUCAUAGUGUGAUAAGUUGGAUGAUUGCACAAACAGUGACUGCUGUGGCAGGUGUGGUCUCCUAUCCCUUUGAUACAGUAAGAUGGCGAAUGAUGAUGCAAUCUGGAUGCAAAGGAGCUGAUAUCAUGUAUACUGGGACAAUUGACUGCUGGAGGAAGAUUGCUAAAGAUGAGGGUGGCAAAGCUUUCUUCAAGGGUGCCUGGUCUAAUGUUCUGAGAGGAAUGGGUGGAGCUUUCGUGCUUGUCCUGUAUGAUGAAUUGAAGAAAGUUAUCUAAGUACAUCCUAACUAAAAAUGGAACCAGUGAAUAUAGAUCAUGUAGAAUACUUAACCAUACUUAGCAUUUUGGACCAUUGACCUUCAAGAAAUUCCUGUUGUCUUUUUAUCCAGGCCAGAUCAUGUUAGAGGAGCCAGGAACAGCUCUUAGAAAAAAGGGACUCAUUUAUUGUGAUGCAUUAUUCACACAGUGGAACUGAUGAUUCUCAGUAUAUUGAUUCUAUUGGUUUUUGGGAAAAUUAACAGUUACUGUGGGUCCAAGGAGGCAGAUCAAAUUAGACCAUCUAGUUUAAAUGCUCUUUUUGUAGGACCAUAAAUUUGUGUUUAAGUAUUUAUUUAAAAAAAUCAUGUCUCCCAUUUGUAUUUAAGCACUAUAUAUACUAUUUUGCACAGCUGACUAUUUAGCAAUUAUGAUGAUCUGUGUUGGGCAUUCUGCUGUAAAACAAUAAAUACACAGAAGACUAAAAAAAAAAAAAAAAAAAAAAAAGAA
Messenger RNA from Antechinus flavipes (yellow-footed antechinus), 1866 nucleotides. RefSeq names its product ADP/ATP translocase 3-like. Gene Ontology annotation, biological process: mitochondrial ATP transmembrane transport; mitochondrial ADP transmembrane transport. The record is from RefSeq and is a predicted model, not a curated record. Lineage: Eukaryota; Metazoa; Chordata; Mammalia; Dasyuromorphia; Dasyuridae. Gene Ontology annotation, cellular component: mitochondrial inner membrane. Gene Ontology annotation, molecular function: ATP:ADP antiporter activity. The coding region runs from base 1 to 1377 and encodes 458 amino acids. The transcript is spliced from 2 exons.